Poecile atricapillus (Black-capped chickadee) is the source of this 969-nucleotide messenger RNA. RefSeq lists its product as uncharacterized. The record is from RefSeq and is a predicted model, not a curated record. The transcript has 3 exons. Lineage: Eukaryota; Metazoa; Chordata; Aves; Passeriformes; Paridae. The coding region runs from base 1 to 969 and encodes 322 amino acids.
AUGUCCACCAUGGGUCCACCCCAUGUCCACCUCAUGUCCAUCUCCAAAUCCACUUCAUGUCCACCCCGUGUCCACCCCAAAUCCACCCCAUGUCCACCUCGUGUCCACCCCAUGUCCACCAUGGGUACAUCUCCAAUUCCACCCCACGUCCACCCCAUGUCCACCUGGUGUCCACCUUGUGUCCAUCUCCAAAUCCACUCUGUGUCCACCCAUGUCCACCCCAUGUCCACCUUGUGCCCAUCUCCAAUUCCACCCCACGUCCACCCUGUGUCCACCUCGUGUCCAUCUCCAAAUCCGCCCCAAAUCCACCCCAUGUCCGCUCUGUGUCCACCCCACCUCCACCUCAUGUCCACCUCGUGUCCAUCUCCAAAUCCACCCCGUGUCCACCUUGUGUCCACCCCACGCCCACCCCAUGUCCAUCUCCAAAUCCACCCCAUGUCCAUCUGUGUCCACCUCAUGUCCACCUCCAAAUCCACCUUGUGUCCACUCUGUGUCCACCCAUGUCCCCUCCAUGUCCAUCCCAUGUCCACCUCGUGUCCACCCCAUGUCCACCUCGUGUCCAUCUCCAAAUCCACCCCACCUCCACUCUGUGUCCACACCAUGUCCACUCUGUGUCCACCCAUGUCCACCCCAUGUCCACCCCAAAUCCACCCCAUGUCCACCUUGUGUCCAUCUCCAAAUCCACUCUGUGUCCACCUCAUGUCCACUCCAUGUCCAUCCCAUGUCCACCAUGGGUCCACUCCAUGUCCACCUUGUGUCCAUCUCCAAUUCCACCCCACGUCCGCCCCAUGUCCACCAUGGGUCCAUCUCCAAUUCCGCCCCACGCCCAUCCCAUGUCCACCUGUGUCCACCCCACGCCCACCCCGUGUCCACCAUGGGUCCAUCUCCAAUUCCACCCCAUGUCCACCCCAUGUCCACCGCGUAUCCACCCCACCUCCACCCCAAAUCCACCUCAUGUCCACUCUGUGA